Messenger RNA from Dromaius novaehollandiae (emu), 2932 nucleotides. It is a transcript of the gene IL27RA, whose product is annotated as interleukin 27 receptor subunit alpha. The transcript has 11 exons. The record is from RefSeq and is a predicted model, not a curated record. The coding region runs from base 191 to 2299 and encodes 702 amino acids. Lineage: Eukaryota; Metazoa; Chordata; Aves; Casuariiformes; Dromaiidae.
CCCACAGCCCCCCGGGGCUCAGCAGCACCUGGGGCCGCAGCAGCUGUGAGAUGAGGCAGCUCUGGUAGCGCUGACACGCGGGGACACGCGUGGGGACACACGAGGACACGUGGGGACACAUGAGGACACGCAAGGACACGUGAGGACAUGACCGGGACGCUGGGGUCCCCCGGACGCCUGGGCCCCCCGGAUGCCGGAAGCGGGGCGGCCCCGGAGGAAGGUGGCGGUUGGCACCGCGGGGGCCAUGGGGGGGCCCUGGGGGGCCGCCGGCCUCCAGCUCCUGCUGCUGCUCGCGGCCACCGGCGCCGCCCGGGGGGGUGGGACCCGCGGCCCCCCCGCCCGGACGCCUGGGCCCCCCGCAGCCCCCGGGGCCGAGCUGCGCUGCCUCCGCCUGGGCCCCGCCGGGGGGAUGAACUGCAGCUGGGGGGGCCCCGCGCCCCCCCCCGGCCCCCUCGUCCUGCACUACCGGAGCCUCAAGCUGGGGCAGCAGGCCCCGGGGAUGGCGCGGGUGCCGCCGGGGCGGCCGUGGGUGCUGGUGCCGCGGGCCGAGCUGACGGCGGGCGACGUCUACGCCGUGUGGGUGCAGGCGCCCGGCGGGAGACGCCUCACCCGGCCCCUCACCGUCCCCCUCGACCUCAUAGAGAAGCCGCCGGCGCCGAGGCUGCGGGUGGAGGCACGGCCGGGGCUGGCGCUGCGCUGGAGCUGGGAGCGGGAGCGGGAGCAGGACCGGGAGCGGGACCGGGAAUGGGAGCAGGAGCGGGAGCGGGGCUGGAGCGGGGCUGCGGGCGGGGGGGCCCCACGCUGCGCCCUGCGCUACCGCCCCCGCGGCCGCCCCGCCUGGAGCACGGUGGCCGAGGCGGAGCUGGAGCCGGGCGGCUACGAGUUCCCGGGGGGGCGGCUGCCGCCGGGGGCCCCCCACGAGGCGCAGGGCCGCUGCGCCCACCCCCCCGGGCCCUGGAGCGACUGGGGCCCCCCCGCCGCCUUCACCACCCCCCUGGCCGCCCUGCCGGCACCGCCGCGCGCCUGGCGCCUGCUGGAGACGUCGCCGCGGGGGGGGCGACGGCUGCUGCUGCUCUGGGAGGAGCCGUCGGGGGCGGGGGGCCGCGCGCGGGGCUACUCGGUGACGACGGAGCCGGGGGGGGGCCGGGCCCCCCGCCGCCGCCUGCGCCCCCCCUGCUGCCGCCUGCGCCUGCCCCCCGGCACCGCCCGGGCCGCCCUGCGGACCCACGGCCGGGCGGGGGCCUCCGCCCCCCUCCGCCUCCGCCUCCGCCCAGGUGGGUCUCGGCGCAGGGACGGCCCCGGCGCGGGGGGGCAGCGCCCCAGGGCCCCCCCCGAGCUGGGGGGCAGCGGCCAGCGGAGGCCGGGAGCCGGGAGGAGCCUCCGGCUGCUGGACGCCCCCGGCGCCGCCGUCCCCGUCCUGGGCAGCGCCGUGCUGCUGGCUGCCGCCGCCGUCGCCCUGGCCGGGCUGCGCAAGGGGCGCUGCCGCCGGGCGCUGCCGCCCUGGUGCUGGGAGCCGGUGCCCGACCCCCGGCGCAGCCGCGCCGCCCGUGCCCAGGACCCCCCCGAGCCCGUGGGGCCGCCAGUCCCGGAGCCCCCGGAGCCGCCCGUCAGCCGCGUGUCCGUGGUGAGCCGGGGGCCGCCCCACUGCCGCUGCCGCCCCACGGAGACCGACACGGACACGGACACGGACACGGGGCGGCUGCCCCACUGCCGCUGCCGCCCCACGGAUACCGACACGGACACGGGGCGGCCGCCCCACUGCUGCCCCACGGAUACCGACACGGACAUGGAGCGGCCGCCCCACUGCCGCUGCCGCCCCACGGAUACCGACAUGGAGCGGCUGCCCCACUGCCACUCCUGCCCCACGGAUACCGACACGGACAUGGAGCGGCCGCCCCACUGCCGCUGCCGCCCCACGGAUACGGACACGGAGCGGCUGCCCCACUGCCACCCCACGGAUACCGACACGGACACGGGGCGGCUGCCCCACUGCCGCUGCUGCCCCACGGAUACCGACACCGACAUGGACACAGGCACGGAGCGGCUGCCCCACUGGUGCCCCAUGGAUAUGGACACGGACACGGAGCGGCUGCCCCACUGCUGCCCCAUGGACAGGGACCCCGAGCGGCCACCCGGCUCUGGGGACCCCGGCAGGGACAUGGACACGGCUGCAGAGCCGCACGCGGAGCCGGACACGGACGCGGACACGGACGCGGAGGCCGGCGGCGUCGCCCCGCCGGGGGGGUCGGGCUACGAGCGCCAUUUCCUGCCCUCCCCCGAGGAGCUGGGGCUGCUCUGAGCCCCGGACCCCCCCGGGCAGCCCGGGGACGACGCGGAUCCGGCCCGGGAACGACACGGCCUCCAAGGGACACCCGUGGCCAGGGCCCCCCCCCACGGAAACCCCAGCCCUGCCCGUCCCCAUGUCCCCAAGUCCCCCGUCCCUUUGUCCCCUGUCCCCCCACGUGUCCCCGAUGUCCCAUGUCUGUGUUCCCCAUCCCAUGUGUCCCCGUGUCCCCGAUGUCCCCCAUGUCUCCACAUCCCCCCAUAUCCUCUUGUCACCCAUGUCCCUUCUUGUUCCCAUGUCCCUAUGUUCCCCCAUGUCCCCAAUGUCCUAUGUCUUCGUGUCCCCACAUCCCCCAUGUCCAUGUCCCCACUGUCCCUCCUUGUUCUCAUGUCCCCAUGUCCCUCCUUGUCCCCAUUUCCUCGAUGUCCCCAUGUCCCUCCAUGUCCCCCAUGUCCCCACAUCCCCCAUGUCCAUGUCCCCAGUGUCCCUCCGUGUGCCCAUUUCCUCGAUGUCCCCAUGUCCCUCCAUGUGCCCCCAUGUCCCUCCUUGUUCAUGUCCGCCAUGUCCCCACAUCCCCCAUGUCCUUGUCCCUAUGUCCCCAGUGUCCCCAAGUCCCUCCACACCUGUGUCCCCACAUCCCCAUGUCCC